AUGGAUUUAUUACUUGUUUUUUACUUUUUAUGUGGUAUCGCCAGUUUCUCAUUAGCAUUUUUUAUUAAUAACAAAAAAUACAAUAAUUAUAAUAAUAGCAAUCCACAAACAAAUCCAUAUACUCCAUCGACAGUUCAAUCAAAAUCCUCUUCAUCAGCACCAUCAGCAUCAGCAUCUGCCUCUGCCCCUGCACCAUCUGCCCCUGCACCUGCCUCUGCACCAUCUGCCUCUGUAUCUGCAUCAUCAGCAUUAGCAUCAGUAUCAUCAGUAUCUGCACCAUCAGCAUCGGCAUCAGUAUCGGCAUCAUCUGCAUAUGCACCUUCUGCCCCAUCAGUAUCAGCAUCAUCAGUAUCAGCUCCUUCUGCUCCUUCUGCACCAUCAGUAUCUGCACCAGCUGCACCAUCAGUAUCUUCUCCAUCUGCACCAUCAGUAUCUACACCAUCUGCACCAGCAUCUGCAUCUGUAUCGUCUGCACCAUCACCAUUAUCAAGAACCAAGAAAAUUAGAAAGCCAGUAUCUAGAAAUAGUUUUGCAGGUGCAUCCACAUCAACUGGCUAUAGUCCAAUGAAGAAAAGACCAUUGGAAUUAGAUAAUGAAAUUAAUUGUGAUGGAACAAUUUUAAAAAAACAUAAACUCGAAGAUGAACAGAGUUUAUAUAGAGACAAUCAAAUAUUAUUUGAAAUGGAAAGAUUAAGAGCAGAGAGAGAAAGAGAUGAAAAAAUAAAAUUAGACCAAAUUAAAAGAGCAAGAGAAAUAGAAAGAAUAUCAAGAAUUUACAGAGAAAAGGAAGAAACUGAAAGAAUUCAAUUAAAUCAAAUAAUUCAAAGAGAACAAGAAAUAAAAGAGGAAUAUGAAAAAAGAAAAUUAGAGAGAAUUCAGAAAGAAUUAGAACAAGAAAGAGAAGAAAAAGAAAGAAAUGAACAAUUUAAAUUAAAAUGCAUCCAAAGAAAAUUAAGAAGAGAUGCAACAGCAGAUAUUCAAAGAGAAAAAGAAGAAAGAAAAAGAUUAAAGAGAAUUCAAAAAGAAAUAGAACAUGAAAAAAGAAGAUUAGAACAAAAAAGAUUGGAAAGGGCCCGUUUAGAAAGGGAUGACAAAUGUACAAUUUGUAUGAACGAAAUUGAGACCAGCGAACUCGCUUCUAUUGCAUGCGUUCAUAGAUUCUGUUAUGUUUGUAUCGAAGAAUGGUCCAAAAGCUACCGUACCUGCCCAAACUGUAGAUUACCAUUUAACAACAUCACAAACUCGGUGAAGACUAAAUUAUUAAUAAAAUCGUUUCUUUCAAUUAUUGAAUUCGAUGGAAUUAAGAAAAGUCAUCCACAUCAUCCAAGAAUCAACCAUCUUUAUCAACAUUCGUAA
Molecule: messenger RNA, 1356 nt
Organism: Dictyostelium purpureum
Lineage: Eukaryota; Evosea; Eumycetozoa; Dictyosteliales; Dictyosteliaceae
Exons: 2
Coding region: 1-1356 (451 amino acids)
Source: RefSeq, a predicted model, not a curated record